This is a messenger RNA of Dama dama (fallow deer), 559 nucleotides long. RefSeq names its product FXYD domain containing ion transport regulator 3 (gene FXYD3). Gene Ontology annotation, biological process: regulation of sodium ion transmembrane transporter activity. Gene Ontology annotation, molecular function: sodium channel regulator activity. The transcript is spliced from 8 exons. The record is from RefSeq and is a predicted model, not a curated record. Bases 110 to 376 code for a protein of 88 amino acids. NCBI's taxonomy places the organism in Eukaryota, Metazoa, Chordata, Mammalia, Artiodactyla, Cervidae. Gene Ontology annotation, cellular component: membrane.
UGGUGGCUGUGGAUAAAGGCAGGACUCAGGCUAAGCGGCCCACUCUCCCGGAACCUGAUCCUCUGCGCAGCCUGGGAAGCAGACAGACCCCACCAGGCCAGCGAUCGACAUGCAAGAGGUGGUCCUGAGCCUGCUCAUCAUUCUGGCAGGCCUGCCUGCCUUGGACGCCAACGACCCAGAAGAUAAAAACAGUCCUUUCUACUAUGACUGGUAUGGCCUCCGGGUCGGCGGGCUCAUCUUCGCAGGGAUUCUGUGUGCCAUGGGCAUCAUUGUCCUCAUGAGUGGGAAAUGCAAAUGCAAGUUCCGACAGAAGCCCAGCCACCGUUCAGGAGAUGCCCCACCUCUCAUCACUCCAGGCUCCGCCCAAAACUGUUGAGAAUGGAUCAGCAGAAAGAGCUCCAAGGACUACUCUUCCCCCAAGUUCUGGCUCUGCAAGGGAGCCUGAACUCCAGGAUGGAAUUCUCCACUCCCUCCUCAGACCGCCUGGCCAGGGCUCCAUCUCACCUCUCCCUGGAGGGGUCUUGGUUCAGUUUUUACUCUAAAAUGAUUUUGCCUCAUA